CCCCCAAAUUGCUUUCUCUUUUUUCAUUUUCAGCUAGGGUUUUGCGAUAGAGAAGAAAGAAAACCAACAAGUAGUGUUAAUCAGAGAGAGUAAUGGCGAAUCCACAGGCAGUGAACUUUCUCACAGGCUUAGCUAAAGCUGCAUUUUCUCUCGGUGUUGGUGCUACAUCAGUGAACUCAUCUCUUUACACAGUUGACGGUGGUCAAAGAGCUGUUUUGUUUGAUCGAUUUAGGGGAGUUCUUGAUGAAACAGUAGGAGAAGGAACUCAUUUCUUGAUUCCAUGGUUACAAACACCUUACAUAUUUGAUAUUCGUACUAAACCCCAUACUUUCUCAUCAGUUUCUGGUACUAAAGAUUUGCAGAUGGUUAACCUAACCCUUCGUUUGUUAUCUCGUCCUGAAGUACCAUCUUUACCCUCAAUUUUCAAAACCCUAGGUACUGAAUACGAUGAGAAAGUUUUACCCUCGAUUGGUAAUGAAGUAUUGAAAGCUGUGGUUGCUCAAUUUAAUGCAGAUCAGUUGCUUACUGAAAGACCUCAUGUAUCUGCUUUGGUUAGAGAGAGUUUGAUCAAAAGAGCCAAGGAUUUUAAUAUUGUUCUUGAUGAUGUUGCUAUUACACAUUUAUCAUAUGGUGCUGAAUUUUCUAAAGCUGUUGAACAAAAACAAGUUGCUCAACAAGAAGCUGAGAGAUCUAAGUUUGUUGUUAUGAAAGCUGAGCAAGAAAGGAGAGCUGCUAUUAUUAGGGCUGAAGGAGAAAGUGAUUCCGCUAAGUUGAUUUCUGAUGCUACAGCUGCUGCUGGUAUGGGAUUGAUUGAACUUAGGAGGAUUGAAGCUUCAAGGGAGAUUGCAUCCACAUUGGCUAGGAGUCCAAAUGUUUCUUACCUUCCUGGUGGUAACAACAUUCUUCUUGGGCUGAACCCAGGUCGUUGAAUCGAAAACUUCAGAUGGUGCUAUUCUCAGAACUGCAUAGAUUGGCUGAUACUCUACUUCCUUAGGGUGGGAUUUCAAAGAUGUUCUUCUGUCUUUAGUCUUUUUUUUUUUCUACUUAAGAAGACUAAAGGGUGAUGAUAGAAGAUUUAGUAUGACUGGAUUGUGGAUGAAGAAAAUAAUACUUCCUUAGUCAAACUUCCUUUUUAGUAGGAAAAACAAUUAAAUGCGUUGUUUUUUUGAUAGGAAGGAUAAACCUUGAAUUUUGAGUUGAUUGUCUCUGUGAGAACUCCUCAAUCUGGUAAAAGGGUUUUGAUGUUUAGCUGCCAA
This is a messenger RNA of Papaver somniferum (opium poppy), 1256 nucleotides long. Its product is annotated as prohibitin-3, mitochondrial-like. The transcript is spliced from 2 exons. Gene Ontology annotation, cellular component: mitochondrion; membrane. The record is from RefSeq and is a predicted model, not a curated record. Gene Ontology annotation, biological process: mitochondrion organization. Bases 93 to 929 code for a protein of 278 amino acids. Lineage: Eukaryota; Viridiplantae; Streptophyta; Magnoliopsida; Ranunculales; Papaveraceae.